Pseudovirgaria hyperparasitica is the source of this 1510-nucleotide messenger RNA. Its product is annotated as alpha/beta-hydrolase. The transcript has a single exon. The coding region runs from base 110 to 1312 and encodes 400 amino acids. The record is from RefSeq and is a predicted model, not a curated record. NCBI's taxonomy places the organism in Eukaryota, Fungi, Ascomycota, Dothideomycetes, Acrospermales, Acrospermaceae.
CAUAAAUUGAUCAACAAACACCAUGCCGCGCGCCAAAAUCCUCUUGACCGCAUACAUAUACAUACACGACCGUUCCCAUCCCCCUUGGUAAUUAAUAACAUCUCACAAAAUGCCAACAGUCUCCGCCGUGCUGAAACCCCUCCUGGGAACGGCCGGAGCUGCCGUGGGCGUGUACUUUUGCUUCCUAGCCCUCCUCACCAUCCCCUCCCUGCAAGACCACGUCAUAUACCUGCACCGCGUAACCCUCACCUGGUUCCAAGACGCCAACGUGCCCGAGCAAUGGGGCUUCCUCCGCAAUCAGGUCACACCGUUCAACCUUAAAACCCCCGAUGGCGAGACUUUACAUGCUUGGCAUGUCCUUCCGCUCGAGACCUACCGCAAGAAUGCAGCGGCGCUCCGGGCGGAGCCUGUAGGUUUGUGUCAAGACAUCAAGCAAAGCCUGGGCUUCCGCCUGCUGACCGACGACCCGGACGCACGGCUGGUCCUCUACUACCAUGGCGCGGCAGGCACACUUGGGUCCGGCUGGCGGCCGCAGAGCUAUCGCGCCCUCUCCGCCGCUGCACCAAACGCACAUAUCCUCGCCAUCGACUAUCGCGGCUUCGGCGCAAGCACCGGGUGGCCGUCCGAGGCAGGACUGUUGACAGACGCCCUUGCGUUGGCUAGAUUCGCCAUGGACGACGCACACAUCCCGCCCGAGCGCAUCGUCGUGUUCGGACAGUCUCUCGGCACGGGAGUCGGCGUCUCGCUCACGGAACACCUAGGAGCUCUGGACCCACCAGUCCUGUUUGCCGGCACCGUGCUUGUAGCGCCGUUUGCGGACGUGGGCUUGUUGACCAAGACGUACAAGGUUGCGGGCACGAUCCCGUUGCUCUCGCCCGUUGCUAUAUUCCCCGCCUUGCUGGCGUUCUUCAAUGGUUUCAUCGUGAGUAAGUGGCCGGUGAAGGACAAGCUUGCGACGCAUAUCCGGCGCUGUGAGACGCGCAAAGGGGCGGGUGAGCGGGGGGUCAAGUACGACGUCACGCUCAUCCAUGCAGAGGACGAUUACGAUAUCCCCUGGGUGCAUUCCGAGAUUGUCUUCUGGCAUGCUGUCAACGCGAUGAGGCGCCCGGAGGCACCGUCGCUCGCGUUCGAGGAGCUGGAGGCGGAGAAGGAGAAGCUGCGGACGGGGCUGGGGGCGGGUGGGUGGGAGGUUGAGUGGAGGGGGAGUGGGGGCGUGGUGAGAGAGCAGAUUGUCAGGCAUGGGCUGCAUGAUCGUGUUAUGAGUUAUCCUGUUGUGAGUGUUGCUGUUGCGAGGGCGUUUGAGGGGGCUUGAUGGUGGGCGUGGUGGGUGGUUUGGACUGAGUGUGGGUCUUGGAUGUGAUGUAUGUGUGUAUGCGGGACAUCGCUGUCUGUUUGACUGCUGUCUAUGGUUUACAUAUAGACCCGAGGAUGCGUUGGCUGAGGAGGGUAGUGCAAGAAUGCUACGACAUAAAGGGUUGAUCAGAUGCAAAUAGAGAACAUAUCAGCCAAG